UGUCCGAGGCUAGACUGCACAAGCUGACAACCAAAACACACCACACAGACUCAGACUAAGGCUUGGAAGGGCAAAACGAGACGUCACCACCACAUACUACAUAAACCACCACAACACCACACAACAUCAUCACAACUCAGACUGAAGUGAGGACAAUUACAACACAAAACAACAUUUUUGAAACACAUAACUGCACACACUGAGAGAUGACCAGCACUCUCUUCACGUAUAGACGGUUCAAGUGGUGACAGAAGUAAGUGAUUGGAGUGAAAUAUGUGGCAGUGAGAAGUCUGGAUGGGCUGAGAAGAGGGCGUGAGGGAGGAGGAGCUGGUGGUGGUGGUGGUGGUGGAUUGAAGCAACAGAGAGGGACGACACCUCCAGCGUUGGCAGUGGCUCCAACGCAGACAACUCCCGCAGUGGCACCCCGACCCUGCGCAGGAAGGGGAGGAAGAACCGCGGCCGCAAGAAGGUUCCUCCGCCCCUCAGGAUGGGCUACAAGUUUGGGUGCUACUUGAAGGAAGACCACGGCCAGCCCAUCUUUGGUGCUCAGUUCAACCAGCACCUGCGAGAUGGCCAGCCCCUCGUGUUUGCCACAGCCGGCAACAACAGAGUGUCAGUGUACCAGUGUAUGGAAGACGGCUCCAUCAAGCUGCUCCAGUGCUACAGUGACCCCGAUCCAGAGGAGAACUUCUACACAGUGGCGUGGAGCUACGACACAGAGACUGGCCGCCCCAUCCUGGCUGCUGCCGGGUCUCGGGGUGUCAUCCGCAUCUUCUCCCUGGCCACCAUGCAGUCCAUCAAGCACUUCAUUGGUCAUGGGAACGCCAUCAAUGAACUGAAGUUCCACCCACGGGACCCCAACCUGCUGCUCUCCGUCAGCAAGGACCAUGCCCUGCGCAUGUGGAACAUCCGCACGGACAUCCUGGUGGCCACCUUUGGCGGCGUGGAGGCACACAGGGAUGAGGUGCUCAGUGCCGACAUUGAGGUGGAGGGGACGUGCAUUGUGUCGUGUGGGAUGGACCACUCACUCAAGAUCUGGAAGCUCACCACGGACCUCAUGCUGUCCACCAUCAACCAGUCGUACACCUUCAACCCGAGCCGCUCCGUCCUGCCAUUCCCAACCAUCCAGCAGAACUUCCCGGACUUCUCCACUCGGGACAUCCACCGCAACUAUGUGGACUGUGUGCGUUGGCUGGGACGCUUCAUCCUCUCCAAGAGUUGUGAGAACACCAUUGUGUGCUGGAAACCUGGCCUGCUCAACCAGACCGAGCUGAAGCACAAUGACACCAACGUCACCAUCAUCCACAAGUUUGACUACAAGGAGUGUGAGAUCUGGUUCAUGAGGUUUGCCCUCGACUACUGGCAGAAGGUGAUGGCCGUGGGGAACCAGCUGGGUCGUACCUACGUCUGGGACCUGGACAUCUGUGACCCAUCCCAGGCGCGCUGCUCCACGCUGACCCACCCCAAGUGUGUGGCGCCCAUUCGCCAGACAGCCUUUUCCCGCAACGGCAACAUUCUCAUCACCGUGUGUGAUGACGCCACCAUCUGGCGCUGGGACAGAGUGGAGCACCAGACGCCGCAGCAGCAGCAGCAGCAGCAGCAGCAGCAGCAGCACACUCCACAGCAGCAACAGCAGCAGCAGCAAACACAACAGUAAGGGGAUGUGUAUCUGGUUUCUCUACAGUUUGUAAUUUUAACUGAACACUUGUUCCUUUAUUUUGCCAAGUGUAUUUUACAUUGAGGCAGAGUUUUUUUAAUGCUAAGAUAUUUUUGUACUCUUGUAAAUAUAUAUAAAUAGGUUUUAAGCAUGUCUUUUAUAUAAUUAUCCUGCAUAUUGCAGCUGCUUUGUAAGGAAAUCUAUUUGUGGAAACUCACUAUUCUCUUAGGAAACUUAAAAUUUUAUGCUGAACAAUGAAUUGUGACAAAUUUAGGUGUUGAAUUAAAUAAAUAGUUUGAUAGAAAAUA
Messenger RNA from Portunus trituberculatus (swimming crab), 1965 nucleotides. Its product is annotated as polycomb protein EED-like. The coding region runs from base 488 to 1657 and encodes 389 amino acids. The record is from RefSeq and is a predicted model, not a curated record. Gene Ontology annotation, biological process: negative regulation of transcription by RNA polymerase II. Gene Ontology annotation, cellular component: ESC/E(Z) complex. Lineage: Eukaryota; Metazoa; Arthropoda; Malacostraca; Decapoda; Portunidae. Gene Ontology annotation, molecular function: protein binding; nucleosome binding. The transcript is spliced from 8 exons.